This is a messenger RNA of Loxodonta africana (African savanna elephant), 2622 nucleotides long. RefSeq names its product solute carrier family 25 member 41 (gene SLC25A41). The coding region runs from base 1 to 1080 and encodes 359 amino acids. Gene Ontology annotation, cellular component: mitochondrial inner membrane. Lineage: Eukaryota; Metazoa; Chordata; Mammalia; Proboscidea; Elephantidae. The record is from RefSeq and is a predicted model, not a curated record. The transcript is spliced from 7 exons. Gene Ontology annotation, biological process: transmembrane transport; ATP transport; ADP transport. Gene Ontology annotation, molecular function: ATP transmembrane transporter activity.
AUGAAGGCCUUACUCUGCAAAACCCCACCUCCGCCCCCACCCCCACCUCCGCCCCCACCCCCACCACCGCCCCCUGCCCGGAACUCAGGGUGCACGCAUGUGUACGGGUACGUGUUUGGGCACGUACCUGAGAACCAGCUCGAGCAUGUCUCAUCGCAGCAGGUGCUGGACACUGGCGAGCAGCUGAUGGUCCCUGUGGAUGUCCUGGAAAUGGACAACGACCGGACCUGGUGGAAGUUUCUACUUUCGGGCGCAGUGGCUGGGGCCGUGUCUCGCACCGGCACGGCCCCUCUGGAUCGAGCCAAGGUGUACAUGCAGGUCUACUCCUCUAAGACCAACCUCAUGAACCUGCUGGGGGGGCUACAGAGCAUGGUACAGGAGGGGGGCUUCCGCUCCCUAUGGCGAGGCAAUGGUAUGAACGUGCUCAAGAUCGCCCCUGAGUACGCCAUCAAGUUCUCGGCCUUUGAGCAGUGUAAGAAUUACUUCUGCACCACACAUGGGACUCCACCAUUCCAGGAACGCAUCCUUGCUGGCUCCCUAGCUGUGGCCAUCUCCCAGACUCUCAUCAACCCCAUGGAGGUGCUGAAGACACGGCUGACCCUGCGCCGGACGGGCCAAUACAAGGGGCUGCGGGACUGUGCUCGGCAGAUCCUGGAGAAGGAGGGGCCCCGUGCCUUCUACCGCGGCUACCUGCCCAACAUGCUGGGCAUCGUCCCCUAUGCCUGCACCGACCUGGCCAUCUACGAGAUGAUGCGGUGCCUCUGGCAGAAGUCAGGCAGGGACAUGGAGGACCCCAGCGGCCUGGUCAGCUUGUCUUCCGUGACGCUGUCCACCACCUGUGGCCAGAUGGCCAGUUACCCGCUGACCUUGGUGCGCACCAGGAUGCAGGCUCAAGACACUGUGGAGGGCUCAAAUCCCACAAUGUGCGGAGUCUUUCAGCGGAUCCUGGCCCAGCAGGGCUUGCCGGGGCUGUAUCGAGGCAUGACCCCCACGCUAUUGAAGGUGCUGCCCGCCGGCGGCAUCAGCUACCUGGUGUACGAAGUCAUGAAGAAAACUCUGGGUGUUUCGCCAGUGAGCUAGGCAACAGGCCCUGGGUGGAAAUGGACAGGAGCGCCUGGCGUCCCCUAGCCCCAAAGAGCCCUGCAGGCUCAGGCUCUGCGCAGGGCAGCUUUUGGAAAGAGCAUGCUGGGAGCCUAGGUCGGGAGAUUCUGAAGGCCCUCUCCCCAUGGAGCAGCCUGGGACUGUGGUUUGGAAUAUUGCCAAGUGCAACCAGGCUCGCUGGAUUAGGGGCGAAAUGGCGGACGUGCAGACGGCCAGGAAUAAAAGAAUGAUUUCUGCCCAGCGUGCCAGAUCUUUGGGCGCCGGAGGGGAGCUGGGUGCUUGGGAUCCCCGGGCCCAGGAGGGAAGCAAGGGACCUUAGGUCCCCGGGUCUUGAAGGGGAACUGGGAGCCUGGAUGUUGUGUGGGUUCAGGGGAUAACUUGAGGGCCUGGAAUCGAAACCUACGAUUCCGGGGCCUUCCAGGAAGGGAGAGGUGGUGCUGCGGGAAUUAGAGGCUAGGAUCCCCCGGUCAUUGGAGGGACUGACGGCCCUAGGCCCCUGAGUUCUGUAGGGAAGUAGAGAAGCUGGGAUUCUAUGAGUCCUUGGAGAGAAGUUGCGGCUCUAAACCCUAGGGUCAGGGGAGAGAGGGGAGUACUGGAGAGCUCCAGGUUUUCUUCUCCCUGGGGCCACCCCACCCCUCCCCGGAAGCAUCCGACGUCCAACGCCUCAAGCCGACCGCGUGCAGGGUCUACCCAGCUGGACUCCGGGAGCGCCAACCCAGCCUUCAGGCCUGAAUUCGGGCAUCCCGUGACCAUUGCCCACGUCGCCUGCCAUUCACGUCCGCUCCCGCCAAUCCCCUCUCGCCGUCCGGGGCCGGCCCCGCCCACUGCAGCUGUGCUUCCACUGGCUCCCACGAAAACGAGGCACGGUCAUCCCCUCCAUUGCCAUUUGCUCGCAGGGGCGUCAGUCACCUAGGACUCGCCCCCGCCGCUCAGCCAUUGGACAUAGCCAUUAGACGUCAGCUAGAAAAGGAUUCUGGUUAACAGGGAAAGCAAUCAAGUCUAAAUCCGACCUCAUCAGGCCGAGCUCGUCGGGGAUUUUAUGAAACUAGCUGGCAAUCUUCACAAGAACCGCCUUCCACGUGUACUCAUUGGCUGGCGGGCAUGACCAUCCACCGGGUGCCCGUCCAGCCCGUUCAAAGAGCCCUUUCGUAGGCCCAUCUUCCCAGCCCACUUCACUCUUUGGAGCCGUCAAUCUGGUCCCAAAGCCGCCCCGCGAUUCUGGAAUUCCAGCCUCAUUGGACCUCUCGUCCUCUCGGAUCGCCUCGAUUUGCCCGCCCCCGCAACCCAUUGCCUCCUAGAGCUGUCGAUCACUCGGUUGGCUCCCGCCUCUUGCCUCUCGCGGUUGCCCGAUUGGCCGCGCGCCUUCAGAGCUCGCGAUUGGUGCCCGGGGAGCAGCGGGCGCUUCCCAUUGGCCGGGCGCCGCCGUCCGUCAAGCCGCCGGCGGGAGGAGGUGGCCCCCUUCCCCCUCCCCCCUCGUCGUCUUCCCAGCCGCUGGGCUCCCAGAGUGCUCCGCGGCCGUGU